UUCCUGCAACGGCCUCCAGGGGGCGCGCGACGGGCAGCGAGACCUGCCAAGAAGCCCCGUCGCGCGCUCUGGGUUUCCCGGGCUGUCUGCGCCUGUUCCUGAAGCAUUCUCUCCUGACAUUUCGCCCACACCUGUGGCAGGAAUCCUCAGAGGUUGUGAAGUCUGUUGGGAACCAUCCCUGUGGAACGAUGUCCCGGGUGGGAGAAAGAAAGAAAGAAAGAAAGAAAGAAAGAAAGAAAGAAAGAAAGAAAGAAAGAAAGACCUCUUGUUGGCUGAAGGCAGGUGUGAAUGCGCGUGUAUCCCACAGCUGUGGAUGAGUCUCCAUAGGGACCCCCCAAAAGCAGCAGCCUCACCCACACAUGAAUCGUGGAGCAUGGAGGCAGCGCAGACUCACUCAACCACGUUCAAGGCAGCCAGAGAGAGGACUCGAGGAACCCACCUAGACACAGGAUAUUAUUAUUUGAGAACACGGCAAUGCUGGACCACUCUGCACAUGACACAGGCGACACAGAGAAGCCACUGAAAUCCACAAGAGGCAGGUGGGGAAUUUCAGCAGAAAGGAGGAGGAAACCAUGAACAUGAACAAAAUAUGGCUACCAGUACUUUAAAAAACUCUCAAAAUCGAGACAGUCAAUAAGGAACAACACUCAGAAAACAGGGGAAAUGCAGAUAUGAAUCAAUCAAGGCCAGUUAUAACACCUUCCAACACAGGAUAAUAAAUGUAAGGCCUUCUCACGGACCACCCUGAGAAUUUGGGUGGGGUUGAAGCCCCUCAAGCCCCCCCCCCCCCCGGCUACAUGCCUGCUCCAGGCAGUAAACAGCCAGACUUUGAAACUGGGAGACCAUUCAAUGCUAAUCAAGGUGGGCAAUGGCAACACCCACACGUGUCUCAAGCAGACAAGAGUUCUUUCUUUCACCCACCCUGGACACUAUUCCAUAUAUAUAUAUAUAUAUAUAUAUAUAUAUAUAUAAACCCCACUUGCCUUUUGAGGCAUUCUGAGGAUGCCUGCCAUAGAUGUGGGUAAAACAUCAGGAGAGAAUGCUUCUGGGACAUGGCCAGGCACCUGGGAAACUCGCAGCAAGCCAGUGGUUCCGGCUGUGAAAGUCUUCAACGACACAUCAUGCCAAGAUGGAUACAGUAACACCAACUUCUGGAGCUUAUCCCGGGAAAGAGCUGCUUCUGGGGUUGUUGUUCUUGGGAAUUGAUGAGUUGUCAAGCUCAAAUCACCCCCUUUAUGAGGAGUUCGGUGCGCACCCCAACAUCAUCAAGCUCCUGAACGUCAUCCGGGCGCAGAAUGACAAGGACAUUUACCUGGUCUUUGAGUCCAUGGAGACCGACCUCCACGCUGUGAUCAAGAAGGGCAACCUGCUGAAGGACAUCCACAAGUGCUACAUCCUCUACCAGCUACUGAAGGCCACCAAGUUCAUCCACUCUGGAGACGUCAUCCACAGGGACCAGAAGCCUUCCAACGUCCUGCUGGACGCCGACUGCUUUGUGAAGCUGUGUGACUUUGGGCUGGCCCGCUCCCUGCGCCAGGCCCACCAGCCCCCAGGGAGCCCCCCGCUCACCGAGUACGUGGCCACCCGCUGGUACCGGGCCCCAGAGAUCCUGCUGGCCUCGCACAGCUACACCAAAGGGGUGGACAUGUGGAGCAUCGGCUGCAUCCUGGGGGAGAUGCUUCUCGGGAAGCCCCUGUUUCCCGGCUCCUCCACCAUCAACCAGAUCGAGCAGAUCCUGCGCGUGGUUCCUGCCCCGGGUCCAGAAGAUGUGGCCGCCUUCCAUUCAGACUAUCGAGCGUCCCUCCUCAGCCGCCUGAGUGACCAGCAGCGGGUGACCUUUGAGGAGCUCCUCCCGCCCUCCACGCCCCCCCAGGCCCUGGACCUUCUCAAGCGGCUCCUGGCCUUCAACCCCGAGAAGCGGCCGACCGCGGAAGAGGCUCUGGAGCAUCCCUACGUGCGCAGGUUCCACUCUCCGGCCAGAGAGCCCUCCCUCCGCGGCAGCGUGGUCCUUCCGCUGGACGACAACGUGCAGCUCUCCGUGGCCGAGUACCGCAACAAGCUCUACGAGAUGAUCCUGGAAAAGAAGGCCCAGAACCAGCGCCAGAAGCAGCAGCAGCAGACGCCCCGGCCUCAGUCGCAGGAGGAUCCCCGCCCGGCCCCCCCAGAGCCCACCGCCCCCCACGGGGCCCCGGCAGAGGCCCAGGAGGCACCGGGGCCCCUCCCACCCCAGGGGCCUUUGGGGGCCCCCGCCCCCUCUGCCGCUCCCCCGCACAGGGCCGGCUGGGCCAAGGGUGGCUCCGCUGCAGCCCGUGGAGGCCUGGUGCCAGGGAGCCUGGCCAGGAACCGCUCGGCCCCGCUCCUUCCGCAGGCGCAGGCACGGCAGCAAGAGGCGGCAGCUUCGCUGGGCCGGAGAGGCCGGAGGCGGGGGUCCUGCCCCCCUGGGAGCGCCCAGCCCGCCCCCCAAGGGGCGCCGCACAGUCUCGAGGGGGGGCUCCUGGCCCCGCGGGCCCCCUUCUCUCUCUCUGCCCAGGCCCACCAGCUGGCUCUCCACCAGCCCCUGAUGCGGAAGGAGCCCUCGCCCAGCAAGGCCCCCGUUCCACCGGGGGAGAAUGUGAAGAGCGGCGAGUCGCGCGGCCGGGGGGCGCUGCCCCUCCCGAAGCCCUGCAAGAAGCUCUUCCAGGGGACGGCCAACGUGGGCGCAGCGGGGGACCCCAAGGCCUGCCUGGGCAGCUACUCCCAGUCCUAUGGCACCAUCUGCAAGUCCACCCUCCAGAGCCUCCCUCUGGCCGGCGUUUGCCCUCAGGGUGCCGGCCUCUAGCGCCGGGGGUGUGGGGGGACACCGUGGGUUUCUGGGAUGCUCGGGGGGAAUGAGUGUCCCUCCUACCCAAUGCAGCCUCUUCCUGGGGCUGAAGGGGUGGCAUUUGCAGUCCUUUUCUUCCUGAGAACUGGAGGAGACAGACGGCGAGCCAGAGGGGCUUCCGGGGGGCUCUGUCCAGCUCACUGGUACAGCUCUGCCUGCACAUGAGUUUGCUCUUGGGAGCGUUCUGAAUCAAGCCAGCCUUCCAAUGGGUGCCUUUCUUGCUCUCUGUUGCGGAGGGCGAGGGCUGGACUCCUCCUCCGUCUCUGGAGGAUGGGGUUGGGUCCGCCUUGGCUGAGUGAGUGGCAAUCCUUUUAUGAUCUCCUAUUUUAGGUACCGGCAAUGCCGGGUUAUGUCUUUUGUAACGAUAAAAAUAAACAGGAUUCAUGGUUGGGA
This is a messenger RNA of Anolis carolinensis (green anole), 3253 nucleotides long. RefSeq names its product mitogen-activated protein kinase 15 (gene mapk15). The record is from RefSeq and is a predicted model, not a curated record. NCBI's taxonomy places the organism in Eukaryota, Metazoa, Chordata, Lepidosauria, Squamata, Anolidae. The transcript is spliced from 12 exons. Gene Ontology annotation, molecular function: MAP kinase activity; ATP binding. Gene Ontology annotation, biological process: intracellular signal transduction; protein phosphorylation. Gene Ontology annotation, cellular component: nucleus; cytoplasm. The coding region runs from base 1130 to 2818 and encodes 562 amino acids.